Sphenostylis stenocarpa is the source of this 492-nucleotide messenger RNA. The record is from the annotation of a GenBank genome assembly. NCBI's taxonomy places the organism in Eukaryota, Viridiplantae, Streptophyta, Magnoliopsida, Fabales, Fabaceae.
AUGGCAGCACCAAUCUUUAACACUCCCUCCUUCACACUCUUUGUUUUUCUCUCUCUUCAACUUUCUCUUUCUUUCUCUUCCUCUCCCUCCAUCCAUGACCUUCUCCGUUCCAAAGGGCUACCCCCUGGCCUCUUGCCUGAAGAGGUAAAGUCCUACACUUUCUCCCAAAAUGGGCACUUGGAAGUGUUCCUAGAUGCCCCUUGCUUGACCAAGUACGAGAACAGGGUUCUCUUUGAACAAGUAGUCACUGCUAACCUCACCUAUGGUAGCCUCAUAGGAGUUGAGGGUCUGCAACAAGAAGAGCUCUUUGUGUGGCUUCCUGUCAAGGACAUAAUCGUAAAUGACCCUUCUUCAGGGUUGAUACUCUUUGACAUUGGCCUCGCCCAUAAACAACUCUCUCUCUCCCUCUUUGAAGAUCCACCUCACUGCAAGCCCGAAGGUGGGUUGAGGAAUCAUGUGAGGAAGGAAAAAGGUUUUGAGUCCCUGAGGUAG